Messenger RNA from Cydia strobilella, 1152 nucleotides. Its product is annotated as collagen alpha-3(IV) chain-like. The record is from RefSeq and is a predicted model, not a curated record. The transcript is spliced from 10 exons. NCBI's taxonomy places the organism in Eukaryota, Metazoa, Arthropoda, Insecta, Lepidoptera, Tortricidae. The annotation marks the transcript as partial.
GGAGGCCCCGGUACCCCAGAACAACCAGGCGAGCCAGGUGAACCAGGACAACCAGGCUAUCCAGGCACUCCGGGAAGCCCAGGCAUUCCAGGAGAACCAGGUCACCCAGGACAUCCAGGAUACCCAGGCACUCCGGGAAGCCCAGGCACUCCGGGAAGCCCAGGCACUCCGGGAAGCCCAGGCACUCCGGGUAGCCCAGGCACUCCGGGUAGCCCAGGCACUCCAGGAGAACCAGGUCACCCAGGACACCACGGAGGAAAACCAGGGAAACCAAGACACCACGGAGGAAAACCAGGGAAACCAAGACACCACGGAGUAAUACCAAGCACUCUAGGACAACCAGGAGACUCAGGUGCUCCAGGCCAACCAGGAAGCCCAGAUGCUCUAGGUCAUCCAGGAGGCCCAGGUGCUCCAGGACAUCCAGGAGGCCCAGGUGCUCCAGGGGACACGUGCAGGGACACCCAGGAGGCCCCGGUACUCCAGAACAACCAGGCGAGCCAGGUGAACCAGGACAACCAGGCUAUCCAGGCACUCCGGGAAGCCCAGGCACUCCAGGAGAACCAGGUCACCCAGGACAUCCAGGACACCCAGGCACUCCAGGAAGCCCAGGCACUCCGGGAAGCCCAGGCACUCCGGGUAGCCCAGGCACUCCGGGUAGCCCAGGCACUCCGGGAAGCCCAGGCACUCCAGGAGAACCAGGUCACCCAGGUCAUCCAGGAGGCCCAGGUGCUCCAGGACAUCCAGGAGGCCCAGGUGCUCCAGGACAUCCAGGAGGCCCAGGUGCUCCAGGACACCCAGGAGGCCCCGGUACUCCAGAGCAACCAGACGAGCCAUGUGAACCAGGACAACCAGGCUAUCCAGGCACUCCGGGAAGCCCAGGCACUCCAGGAGAACCAGGUCACCCAGUCAGGACAUCCAGGACACCCAGGCACUCCGGGAAGCCCAGGCACUCCGGGUAGCCCAGGCACUCCGGGUAGCCCAGGCACUCCGGGUAGCCCAGGCACUCCGGGUAGCCCAGGCACUCCGGGAAGCCCAGGCACUCCAGGAGAACCAGGUCACCCAGUUAUAGAAAUACCCAGACAGAAUAACUUAAGAUUCACAGAAUACAAACCUCACUUCAUGGAUCUCAUGAAACUUGACCAAAAGAUGUAA